AUGUCGUCCCCACCCUCUCUUCCCCGAACAGGCUCGUGGACCGGCCAUCCAUCACGCCCGAAGCGUGUGAUGCCGCCGUCGGGCCAGGCCGCUGCGGCCGGGCCCAGCGAGGCGGAACUCGAAGCCGCACGGAACGCCAACAUCACGCUAUGGACCCUCUACGCCAUUGGUGUUCUCGUCACGGUCCUCAGGACUUACGCCCGCCUGAAAUUGGCGGGCUGGAAGCGCUUCCAGGCCGACGACUACCUCGUGUGGGUUGCGGUGCUGCUGUACUCGGCGCAGACGACGCUGGGGUAUGAAGUCGGCAACCUCGCCCAUGGACUGGCCAACAACGGCAUGACCGACGCCCAGCGGGCUUUGCUGUCGCCGGACGACCCCGAAUUCGGGCUGAGGGUGCUCGGCUCCAAGAUCCAGGUGGCUGGCUGGUCGUGCUACUCGACGCUGAUGCUCGUUCUGAAGUUCGCCAUGCUGUCCUUCUAUCUGCGACUUACCAGCGGGCUGGAUCGCUACCGCGUGCGUGUCUAUGGCGGAUUCGCUCUCGUCCUGGCAGGCUACCUUGCCUCGAUCGGCGCCGUGUUCCUUGGCUGCAUGCCCUUCCACCAGUAUUGGCAAAUCAACCCAGACCCGGGGAACUUCUGCCAGGCCGCCGUGUCGAAACCAAUCGUCUGGUCUAGCUUCGCCGCGAACAUCUUGACGGAUAUAUACCUCAUCAUGAUCCCCCUUCCCCUUCUCUGGGGAUCGGGCCUGCGCCUCAUCGAGAAGAUCGCCUCUUCGAUUGUGCUCGGCGCCGGUAUCUUCGUCCUCGUCUGCGCCACCAUAAAGACGGUCUUUGUGUUUUCCGAUGACGCAAAUGGCGCCGAGCUUGCCGGCGAGUGGGGGACUCGGGAGGCCUUCGUGGCCGUCGUGACUACCAACCUCCCGAUGGUGUUCCCUCUCUUCAGGGUGUGGCUCAAGCCGCUUUUCAGCACCGUGAUGCGCAGCAGUGACAACAGACUCAAGACGCCCGAGGGCUUCCGAAGCAUCGGCGGCGGAGGCGGUGACGGCUCGCGCGGCAACGCCCGCCGCGGACCACACCGCUCCAAGGGCCCCAACCCGCUCACCAACGUGUCCUUCGGGUCGAGCGAGGAACGCAUCGUGAACGAGAUGAAACUGCAGGACAUGAAGGCUACCGCGUCCACAGCGCCAGAAAGCCAACCGGAGACCAGCGGCAUCGUGGUCAGGACGGAGUUCGACCUCUCCGAAGACAGGAGCAGUCAUUACCAGGAACGAAAUGUGGCCCGCAUCCAAGAAAAUUGGUAGCGGACGGAAGGGACUGCGCCACUGCAGACUUGUAAGCUAUGCCGGGUGUGCUAGGUAGCAUUAGACGGGUAAAAACAACGCGAUUCCCUUGUUGGCGGCCC
Molecule: messenger RNA, 1400 nt
Organism: Thermothielavioides terrestris NRRL 8126
Lineage: Eukaryota; Fungi; Ascomycota; Sordariomycetes; Sordariales; Chaetomiaceae
Exons: 6
Coding region: 1-1299 (432 amino acids)
Source: RefSeq, a predicted model, not a curated record